GGGAUGCGGAGGGGGGGGGGGUUGCAUAAUCAUUUGAGCAGACGAUAGGGCUAGUCGUCUGCUAUGAACUUUUUUCAAAACUUUUCGUAGCCAAUCUCCAAAAUCAACGUAGUUACCGAUUAUUGAUCUAUGGGUUUUUACCUUUCACGAAUGAAUAAUGGUAAUAAGGUUAAGCUACCACUAAAAUGGUAAAAAAAGGUCCAAUAGCUAGGUAAAGUGAGCUUAUCGCUGAUCAGGGCUGCGGCCUGCGGAACCGAUGGAUAUUCGGUGACUCCGACUCCCCGAAUUCCAAAAACAAACUCUGACUCCGGGCAGAAAUGUCGACUCCGACCGACUCCGGCUCUGCAACCCUGUCGCUGAUAUUGCCUUUGCAUGUUUUAUGUUUAUCAUCUAUGGCUGAAACAGAGGACCUCUGUGGCUCACAAAUGUCGCCACAUAACAAUACCCCGAGUGAAUCAGUUCAAUGUCACAGCCAAUCAGCGCGCAGAUCAGCCGUACCCUUUGUGACGUCACAGAGGGGCAUACUGCCGAGGGGACAGACGAGACAACCAGGCAAACUGCAGCGUUGUGGGGCUGUCAUUGUACUGCCAGGUGUCAGCCAUUACACACCAUCUCUCCGACUCCAAUUCUCCAUUCAGCAUCAACAUCUCUUCGACUUCACCUCCUCCAACGUCACGAUCUCUGCGACGUCGAACCGGUCGAAGAUGAAGCUGUCCACACUGUUGAUGGUGAUGCUGGCGGCCUGUCUGCUGCUGCAGGCGACAGUUGUCGACGGACAUUCUCAGGGACAGGACCCUGAUUGUGAUGACAGCGAGAGCUGGGAUGACGUGAUGGCUGGCUGUACCAGCACGGAGACCGAGACUCAAGGAACUACAACCCCGAACCUUGGCGGUGGUCGUAAAUAGCGGGACAAGACUCAGCCAGACGACUGCAGGGCUAGCAAAACUCGCGGGGACCGUUCAGUCGACCGGCGGACAGCGGAGCCGAUGGGGCAUCGGAUCCAAGCUUGUUCCAGUCCACGGUUCAACACAGACUGAGCUUGCGAACAAAGGAGACUCCCACAAAUAAUAAUGGCUUAGCUGUUGUCUUUAAAGCCUGCUGAAAAUGCUUGUCGCUUCAGCCGUCGCUUGAUGAUGUUGGAAUGACAUGAAGUGAACAUGUUGCUCUAAAAGGGUCACAUAAAAUUUCAAUUGAUGGA
Amphibalanus amphitrite is the source of this 1198-nucleotide messenger RNA. RefSeq lists its product as uncharacterized. Lineage: Eukaryota; Metazoa; Arthropoda; Thecostraca; Balanomorpha; Balanidae. The record is from RefSeq and is a predicted model, not a curated record. Bases 318 to 905 code for a protein of 195 amino acids. The transcript is spliced from 2 exons.